Messenger RNA from Thlaspi arvense, 189 nucleotides. Lineage: Eukaryota; Viridiplantae; Streptophyta; Magnoliopsida; Brassicales; Brassicaceae. The record is from the annotation of a GenBank genome assembly.
AUGGGAUGUAUGGAAUCUAUUCUGGUGCUGUUCUUAUACUAUGGAAAAGUGAAACGUGGAGACUACUUUCAGGCUGAGGAUGGCCCAAGGGAAUUUGGUAACAUCUGUAUUGUUACUAAAUGGAUAAGAACAACUGACACUGCAUUGGUGUUGCGUAAUUUGGAGGUUAAAUAUAAAGAGGUAUACUAA